Messenger RNA from Dinoponera quadriceps, 2369 nucleotides. RefSeq names its product acetylcholinesterase-like. The record is from RefSeq and is a predicted model, not a curated record. Gene Ontology annotation, biological process: choline metabolic process; acetylcholine catabolic process. Gene Ontology annotation, molecular function: acetylcholinesterase activity. The coding region runs from base 252 to 2222 and encodes 656 amino acids. The transcript has 9 exons. Lineage: Eukaryota; Metazoa; Arthropoda; Insecta; Hymenoptera; Formicidae. Gene Ontology annotation, cellular component: plasma membrane.
CGAAUCUUCCGCUCGCCGGGCUCCGCAAUUUGACACGCCAGAGGGAGGUCUCGCUCGCGAAUCCUCACCACGGGAGCAUUAAAAAGACGCACGAUGAUCCAAGGACGAAGAAUGUAGAGAAAGCAGAGGGCAAGGAGCGCGGAUCUGCCAGUGUCGCGGAUUCAGCCGAGGACAUCGCCGACUCUGAAGUCUAAUCGCCUCGAGCCGCGUCGAGCACCUUCCUCGCGCCUUUCUCGCUCCGAGCGGACACGAUGAAAUCGCGAAAUCCAAGUUCCUCGCGGACCAGCAGAUCGGAGGUCCUGCUGGCGCUGAGUCUGAUCCUGCUGCUCGUCCAGCCGGACACCAGCCACGGCUCGCCGUCCCACCGUAGCAGGCACCAUGAGCACGACCACGAGCACGCGGAAUCGUCGCGCGAGGACGCCAGGAGCGCCAGGUUGACGAGCGAGGAGCUCCCGCGACCUGCCGCCCUCACCAACGAUCCGCUGAUCGUUCGCACCAAGAAGGGCUUCGUCCGCGGCAAGACCUUGACCGCCACCACGGGCAAGGAAGUCGACGCCUGGUACGGCAUACCCUACGCCCAGAAACCCGUCGGCUCCCUGAGGUUUCGGCAUCCACGGCCGACUGAGCACUGGUCGGACGUGCUGAACGCGACCGCCCUGCCGAACAGCUGCGUGCAGAUACUCGACACGGUGUUCGGCGACUUCCCGGGCGCGACCAUGUGGAACCCGAACACCGAGCUGAACGAGGAUUGCCUGUAUGUGAACGUGGUAGUGCCGCGGCCGAGGCCUACGAACGCCGCUGUCAUGGUAUGGAUAUUCGGUGGUGGCUUCUACUCCGGCUCGGCCACCCUCGACGUGUACGAUCACAAGACGAUCGUCUCGGAGGAGAACGUCAUACUGGUCUCCAUGCAGUAUCGCGUGGCUAGCCUGGGCUUCCUGUACUUCGGCACCUCCGACGUGCCCGGGAACGCCGGGCUCUUCGACCAGAUGAUGGCCCUGCAGUGGGUGCGCGACAACAUCGCCUACUUCGGCGGCAAUCCCGACAAUGUGACGCUCUUCGGCGAGAGCGCCGGUGCCGUCUCCGUGUCCAUGCAUCUGUUGUCGCCGCUGUCUAGGCACCUCUUCAACCAGGCAAUAAUGCAGUCCGGAUCGCCGACCGCGCCCUGGGCGAUAAUCUCGCGCGAAGAAUCGAUAGUACGCGGCAUCAGGCUGGCGGAGGCGGUCGGCUGUCCGCACGAUCGCAGCAAUCUGCGGGAGGUAAUCGAUUGCUUGGUGAAGAAGGACGCGUUGGAGCUGGUGAAGAACGAAUGGGGCACCCUGGGCAUCUGCGAAUUCCCCUUCGUGCCGGUGAUCGACGGCUCGUUCCUCGAUGAGACGCCCCAGCGUUCGCUGGCCACGUCCUCCUUCAAGAAGACGAACAUCAUGAUGGGCUCCAACACGGAGGAGGGCUUCUACUUCAUCAUCUAUUAUCUCACGGAGCUAUUCCGCAUCGACGGCGCCGAGGAUGUCAAGGUGUCGCGCGAUCAGUUCAUUAGCGCGAUAUCCGAGCUGAAUCCCUACGUCAAUCAAAUCGGUCGGCACGCCAUCAUCUACGAGUACACGGACUGGCUGCACCCGGACGACCCGAAUCUCAACCGCGACGCCAUCGACAAGAUCGUCGGCGACUAUCAGUUCACCUGCAACGUCAACGAGUUUGCCGGCCGAUACGCCGACACCGGCAACAACGUCUACAUGUACUACUUCAAGCACAGAUCCGCAAACAACCCCUGGCCAAGGUGGACCGGAGUCAUGCACGCCGACGAGAUCAACUACAUCUUCGGGGAACCAUUGGACCCGUCCAGGGGCUACACAGCCGAGGAAGUGCAGCUCUCUAAGAGGAUGAUGAGAUACUGGGCGAACUUCGCGAAAACGGGGGAUCCGAACACGGGUGAGAUCGACUCGUGGAUGCUGGCGCAGUGGCCGCAGCACACCUCCGUGAACAAGGAAUACCUGACCCUGGACGUCAAUAAUACGGAGGUCGGCAGCGGUCCCAGGGUGAGGCAGUGCACCUUCUGGAAGAAAUACCUGCCGCAGCUGCUCACCGCCACGUCGAAACUGGAGGUCGCGUCCAAGGAUACGUGCAGCGGCACCAGCCUCACCGAUUCCCGCGUGACCUGGAUACUCCAGAUCCUGAGCCUGUUAUUGACCGGCCUCACUAUCCUCUUACCCGACGACAUCGUCUAGCUCCCGGCCGGUUCGGUCGGCCGAGCCGUCCUAGCUCCGUCGAGCGGCCCGUUUCCCUGAGGAGGAGAAUGAACGUACGAACGCGAGCGCGAGCGAGCGCGAACGGACAUGAGAGUGAGAGCGAGCGAGCGAGAGAGAGUGAGCGAA